Molecule: messenger RNA, 3563 nt
Organism: Postia placenta MAD-698-R-SB12
Lineage: Eukaryota; Fungi; Basidiomycota; Agaricomycetes; Polyporales; Adustoporiaceae
Exons: 14
Coding region: 1-3414 (1137 amino acids)
Biological process (GO): metal ion transport; positive regulation of protein ubiquitination; ubiquitin-dependent protein catabolic process
Cellular component (GO): perinuclear region of cytoplasm; Golgi apparatus; endoplasmic reticulum
Molecular function (GO): acyltransferase activity, transferring groups other than amino-acyl groups
Source: RefSeq, a predicted model, not a curated record
AUGGUACAUACAACCUUCCAACAUUAUUCAAGAGAUCGAGAUCUAGUCCAGAUAAUGACAAGUGAGACAGACGUCUACAUCAGACGCGUGUCCGCCUCGGACGCGUCCGCUCUCUCGCGCAUUUGCCUCCUCACAGGCGACGCAGGCACCUCCGCCGAGCAUCUGCACGACUUCGGGGAGCUUCCGGGGCUCGUGUACGCCGAGCCAUACGCCCGGCUGCCUGCAGGCUUCGGCUUCGUCAUGGUCGACCCCACAAAGCCCCAGUCCGACCAGGUCGUUGGCUAUAUCCUAGGCACACACGACACCCGCGUGUUCGAGCAGCAGGCUGAGACGCUGUGGUACCCGUCACUCCGCGCGCGCUAUCCAAACCACGACCCACCAGCGCACCCGGAAGACCCCUCGCGCCCCGUCAAAGACGCGGACGCGCGCUACAUCCGCCUGCUGCACUCACCGCAGAACGCCCCGUCUGCGUGCGUCGCGUUCGCCCCGGCGCACCUGCACAUCGACAUCCUGCCGGACUACCAGCGCCAGGGAUGGGGCCGGCGGCUGAUUGCGCGUGCGAUUGAGUGUAUGCGAGAGGAGAGAUUGGACCGCGUCUGGCUGGGGCUUGAUCCGCGCAAUGAGGGUGCACGGCGAUUCUACGAGCGGUUAGGCUUCCGGAAGAUCGACGGAGCGGAAGGAAUGCGUCCACGCGGGCUACCGUUCGAGACUGCCCUGGACAGUAUCUGUCUCACAAUGAGGGAUCUGCAGCACACUCUCCGAAGCUUCUACUCCAACCUCUACCACAUGCAGGAGCUCGCAGCAGGAAGCAGGCGUUCUUGGGACAACGCUUCCCUUGUUACGACUGUGAUUCGCGGAGUUGGGUGGCCCCCUCAUCCCCCUUCUAUCAUCGAGGCAGAAGAGCUUGAUAUCACCGAUGCGGGGAAAGUGCGGCAAUCGAGAUAUGCAUCAUACCUGGAGACACUCCCUCCGAAGCACACAACAGCCGCCGAUGAGUCGGACGGAUGCCGCGCGAAGGAAGUCAUCCGCGCUCCCGUGACUGGCUGCUCUCAGUGGCCGGCGCGCGGGAGCUGGGGGUUGAGAGAGCGCGCGGGCACGGCACUGCGUAAAGCGGCGCGUCGAGACCAGUGGCUGCUGGUCGAGGCCGGGCGCGGAUGGUGGCGGCGAAUCAUCGCGCGGCCAUGGGCACAGGGGAUCGAUCACUGGGUGGGCCAAAUCUGCAUGAGCACGAGCACGAGCACGAGCACCGGAUGCGCGGGCUGGGGCUGGGGGGCAUGGGGAGAUAUCUGCGAGAUCCGAUUCCACAGAUACAGUGUCUCGCUUCUGGGGCAACGCGACAACGCGACAGGAGGCCGAACUGCUGGCACGAACCCGCUCGCGCCUGAACGUCGGUAUCCCGAGAGCAGCCUGGCUGCUCCACACGAAAGAACCAACUACAACUCCCGGCAGUUACGCGCGAGCGGCGGCGGGGCGGCGCUGGCAGGGCGGUGGACAUUCCCGAAACACGAUUGCUUGGAACGAGAACAGGGGGAACAUCUCCCUUUUGGACACAGAAAUACACACAGCAGCCCGGCACGCAACCGCGCACGCCUCAGCGCCGCCCCGCGCCCGCUCCAGCCGGCGCCGCGCCCUGUCCAGAGCCUUCCUCUUCUCCCCCCGGCGAGACGACUGUGGGAUCAGAAAGCCGUCAGAUCGUGGGCACGCGCGCCGAGAUUAGAACGGAGGGGGCAGCUCACGCAGGGCAAAGAGCGCGACGGCCAUUUCAGCUCGGACAGGGAAGACGUACAGUGGCGGGUGCCUGGGGUGCACCAGCGACACGGUCGUGUUCGAGACGUGCCGCAACGGCGGGGCGGUCUCGCCCUUGCUGUCCUUUCGGCGGCGCUUCGGGCACGCACCGUCGCGGGGGACAGGCGCGACGAAAUAGUCGAGGGCGUAUGGCGUGCCGUCCGCGGCGAGGUGGACUCUGAUAUCCUCGGACGUGCUCUGGGGCAGCGCGAGCUGGUAGAGCGCGCCGGCGGCGUCUGGGCUGCGGAGGGUCUGUGCGAAGUGCGCGAGGUCCGCCUCGAGCGUGUCGGCGGGCACGAGCGCCUCGGCCUCGAGCAGCGCGCCCCGCUCGGCUACGUCGGCGGCGGCACCCACAACGAUGGCGUGUUUGCGAACGUCGUCGCGAAGCCCGCACGUCCCGUGCGCAUACAAGAGGAGUUGUUGGCCAAAUUGCACCCAAUCGCCGCGCCUGGCGCAGAGAUAGCGAAUGGCGGUUGCUGGCGCAACUCGAAAGGGUCAGGCCUUGUCCAGACUCUGAGCAAGAUAUCUGAGAGGAAAUAUGACCGCUCAGCGCUCAGCGGUAAACAUGCCGCUGUACAUGUCGGGUUUCUUCUACCAAUCGUCAUUCAAAUCGGCACAAAUAGCCUACGGGCAUUUUCCCUGCACUACUCAGACUCAUAUUAUUGCUCGACUGCACUCCUCACACUUUCAAUCACAGGCGACGAGACGUACCUCGUUCCAGAGGACGUGCAGAAGGAUACCCCGCCGUCGUACGCCGCCGCCCAGGCGGACGCAGCCCCUCCAUACUGGGAGACGACCGUCCAUGCGCCGUCCUCCGCGUCGAGCGCGGGCGAGAUCAUCAUCGAUGCGCUGCCCACGGGCUCCGUCUUCUCGUUCCUGUGGAACAUGCUUGUCAGCAUCUCGUUCCAGUUCGUCGGCUUCCUGCUCACGUACCUCCUGCACACGACGCACGCGGCCAAGCUGGGCUCGCGCGCCGGCCUCGGCAUCACGCUGAUCCAGUACGGCUUCGCGAUGCGCCGCAACGAGGAGAACGCGUUCCAGGGCGAGACCACGACACAGGACGUGUGGAGCAAGCCGGCGUUCGCGACGCCCACGGAGGCGGACGAGUACUACAAGAACCUCAAUGCUACGGGCACGCUGCCGACGCCUGUCAGCGACGAGCCCGGUACAUUCAUCAUCGGCACUUCCGAGUGGAUCUCCUUCCUGCUGAUGACUGUCGGCUGGUUCAUCCUGCUCACCUCGCUGCUCGGCUUCUGGCGCGUCAAGCGCUGGGAGCGCGGCAUCCUCGCCGCACAGCGGGAAGACCCCUCCGCGGGACGUCCGUCCGGCCCCGCGAACGGCGCGCUGAUCCACUCGCUCGAGCGCGUGUUCGGCCUGCAGGGCCUCGCGGACGGUUCGCUCAUCCGCACGGGCCUCGGGCUCUCGCGCAAUGUUGACCGCGACGGGGACGCGGAGGCCCUCCUGCGCGAGAUGGCGGGGCCGGCCGAGCCAGAGCGCCCGCCGUCGCCGCGCGGCGAGUACAUCCUCCCGCUCGACCCGGACGACCCCGAGCGCAAUGCGCGCGUCGCCCAAGCGUUGGCGGUGCAGGCGCGGCUGGACCAGGAUCUCCGCUCGGCGGGGCUCAUCUGAGGAAGGAGUGGCGUGAGGGCUGCGUGUAUACCUGUAUGAGGAGUUCGUCUGUCACCCUGGUGAGGGCGGGGGCAGGCUCUUGGCUGCUGAUCUUGGGACAAUGCAUGUAAUAUAUAUCGACAAUGUGUGCUACGACCUCGGCUUGCUGG